AUGAAGAGUUGUGAAUACUUGAGUGGUCUGUUCCAUAUAGCAAAGCCAUAUUUGGGUGUGGUACUGUUGCAGUUUGGGAUUGCAGGGCUGGAUACCAUUGUCAAGAUUGCUAUGGAUCAGGGGAUGAGCCAUUACUCCCUUGUUGUCUACCGUCAUGCCAUUGCAGCUGCUCUCAUCUUCCCCUUUGCUAUCAUCUUAGAGAGGAAGGUGAGGCCGCGGAUGACACUAUCCAUCUUCAUCAAGAUCAUAUUUCUCGGAUUGUUAGAACCAGUACUUGACCAGAACAUAUACUUUGCUGGAAUGCAGUAUACCACAGUCACAUUCACCACAGCCAUGACCAAUAUGAUUCCUGCCUUGACCUUUGUUAUGGCUUUCCUACUUAAGAUGGAGAAAGUGAAUCUUAGAAAAUCAAGAAGCAUAGCUAAGGUGGCUGGAACUAUAGUCACACUUGGGGGAGCAAUGCUAAUGACCUUUCUUCAAGGUCCCUCCAUAGAAUUGCCAUGGACCAAAGGAGGAGCAGGAACCCAAUUAGCUAUAACAGAAGCCAGUAUCCAACAACAACCUCUUAAAGGAGCUCUUAUGAUCACAGCAGGCUGCAUCUGUGCUGCUGGAUUUAUCAUUCUCCAGGCAAUCACAUUAAAGUUAUAUCCAGCUGAGCUCUCUCUCACUGUUUGGAUAUGUUUGAUGGGCACGAUCCAGGGCGCCUUGGUUGCGCUUGCAUUUGAACACGGCAACCCUUCUGGGGGAGAAGUGGUAAAGAGGUUGUUUUACCCAAUAGUAAAGCCCCAGUUCAGCCAGAAGGCGAGUAUGGCACCAUUUGGAACAGCUGUAGAGAAAUUCUACAUGACAGAUGCAAUAACUUGGGCAUCAAAGAUAAUGGCACAGUGCACAGCACAACUGAUGAAGAAGUGA
Molecule: messenger RNA, 912 nt
Organism: Telopea speciosissima
Lineage: Eukaryota; Viridiplantae; Streptophyta; Magnoliopsida; Proteales; Proteaceae
Product: WAT1-related protein At2g37460-like
Exons: 6
Coding region: 1-912 (303 amino acids)
Cellular component (GO): plasma membrane
Molecular function (GO): oxidoreductase activity, acting on NAD(P)H; transmembrane transporter activity; iron-sulfur cluster binding
Source: RefSeq, a predicted model, not a curated record